Microtus oregoni (creeping vole) is the source of this 2061-nucleotide messenger RNA. RefSeq names its product mitochondrial methionyl-tRNA formyltransferase (gene Mtfmt). Lineage: Eukaryota; Metazoa; Chordata; Mammalia; Rodentia; Cricetidae. Gene Ontology annotation, cellular component: mitochondrion. The record is from RefSeq and is a predicted model, not a curated record. Gene Ontology annotation, biological process: conversion of methionyl-tRNA to N-formyl-methionyl-tRNA; biosynthetic process. Gene Ontology annotation, molecular function: methionyl-tRNA formyltransferase activity.
GGUGGGCCGCUGGACUGAGGUGAUGCUCUUGGUUCGGCGCUGCUGGGGUCGGCGGCUGGCGGUAGGGAGGCCUCGCUGCUCGUGUCAGACACAGGCCGGGCUCGGCGGCUCCUCCGGCGGAGACAGCCGAGGCUCCCGAGUCCGCAAGAAGCCGCCCUGGAGGGUGUUGUUCCUUGGCACCGACCACUUUGCCCGGGAGACGCUGCGGGCUCUGCACGCCGCCAGAGAUGAUGAAGAGGAAAAGUUAAUUGAAAGCCUGGAGGUUGUCACAGUGCCUUCACCAUCCCCCAAAGGACUCCCUGUGAAGCAGUAUGCUAUCCAGUCCCGGCUCCCAGUGUACGAGUGGCCUGAUGUGGGAUCCGGAGAAUACGACGUUGGCGUGGUGGCUUCCUUUGGCCGACUUUUGAGUGAGGCUCUUAUUCUUAAGUUUCCCUAUGGCAUAUUGAACGUACAUCCCAGUUGCCUCCCGAGGUGGCGUGGUCCCGCCCCGAUAAUUCAUACAGUGCUUCAUGGAGACACAGUCACUGGCGUAACAGUUAUGCAAGUUAGACCCAAAAGGUUUGAUAUCGGCCCAAUUCUCAAGCAGGAAACCAUCCCUGUGCCUCCCAAGAGCACAUCAAAGGAACUGGAAGCAGUGUUGUCAAAACUCGGUGCCAACAUGCUUAUUUCAGUUUUGAAAAGUUUGCCUGAAAGUCUGAACAAUGGAAGGCCACAGCCAGCUGAGGGAGUGACGUAUGCCCCUAAGGUUUCUGCUGGUACCAGCUGUGUCAAGUGGGAGGAGCAAACCUCAGAGCAAGUACUCAGACUUCACCUCGCCAUUGGGGAUAUAGUUCCAUUGCAGACACUCUGGUUGGAGAACACCGUUAAACUUCUGGAUCUGGUAGAAGUUAACAACUCCAUCCUCACAGACCCCAAAUUAACAGGACAAACUGUGGCUCCAGGGUCAGUGGUAUACCACAGACAAUCGCAGAUGCUGCUGGUUCACUGCAAGGAUAGCUGGAUUGGAGUACGAUCAGUAAUGCUUAAGAAAACACUAACGGCUACUGAUUUCUACAAUGGAUAUUUGCAUGCGUGGUACCAGAAGAAUCCCCAUGCUCACCCAAGCCAGUGCAGAUUUCAGACUCUCAGACUUCCAACAAAGAUGCAUCAGAAACAAGUUGUUGCUAUGCAACAGUGCAUUAAGUAGCUAGAAAGAAGAUGGGCAAGGACCUAUUACACACUUGAAUUUAAAAGCUUUAUUUAUAAGCAACCGACUUUGAAAGUUGACAUCAUUUGGAGAAAGCGAAAAUGGUUAUCAAGACGGUGGACACCAUUGGAGAAAGGGAAUAUGGUUAUCAAGAUAGUGGACACCAUUGGAGAAAGGGAAUAUGGUUAUCAAGAUGGUGGAUACCAUUGGACAAAGGGAAAAUGGUUAUCAAGAUGGUGAAUUCUGAGCUCUCCAUUUUUUGUGUGUAACAGUUAAAAGCAGCCUUUUCUAUGUGAAUAACAAAAGAAAUUUAAUAAAAUUUGUAUUUAUAAUGUUCAGCUUAAAGGAGAUUCUGUGUUUUGAAGAGGAAAGCAACUAAAUGGUAUGUCUAUAGUCUAAAAGGGUAUUUAAAAAUGGUGCAUGUAGCCAGCAGUGGUGCAUGCCUUUAAUCUCAGCACUCAGAAAGUAGAGGCCAGCCUGGUCUACAGCGUGAGUUCCAGGACAGCCAGGGCUACACAGAGAAACUGUCUUGAAAGCAAAACAAGCAAACAAAAAUGGUGCGUUCAAAGACUGAGGAUCUAGCUAAGUAAAGUGCCUGCUUAGCCUGUGUUAAGUUCUAGGUUUGAUCCCCACCACCACACAAAUCACAUAGUGCUGCACACCUCGAGUCCCAGCACUCAAGAAGUGGAAGCAGGAUGAUCAGAAGUUCAAAGUCAUCCUCAGCUACAUAGCAAGUUCUGCCAGACAUUCCUCUUUGGAUUUUUAUCAUUGCUGGAAAAAAUUUACUUUGCCUCAGAUUUAAAACUGAACUCAGGUUUGGGGGGAUGUAGCUCAGCUGGUAGGAGACUUGCCUGCUGUGUGCACAGCACUAGCUG